Chiloscyllium plagiosum (whitespotted bambooshark) is the source of this 1989-nucleotide messenger RNA. RefSeq names its product sclerostin domain containing 1a (gene sostdc1a). Gene Ontology annotation, biological process: negative regulation of BMP signaling pathway; negative regulation of Wnt signaling pathway. The record is from RefSeq and is a predicted model, not a curated record. NCBI's taxonomy places the organism in Eukaryota, Metazoa, Chordata, Chondrichthyes, Orectolobiformes, Hemiscylliidae. Gene Ontology annotation, molecular function: BMP binding.
UGAAUGAAUGCCAGGCAGCUUUAUAAAAGGGGAAGCACAGAAAAUCCUUGUUAAAAGCUGCAGUAUUGCAACCUGGUCUUCAUCCUGAGAGCUCUGGAGCCAUGAUCUCACAGUCGUUUGAUUGCACAUUCUUUGUGAUAGCAUGCAUCUUUUUCAAAUGCUGCUUUGCUUUUGACAAGGGUAUUGAACAAACUAAAAAUGAUGCUACAGAAAUAUUCUACAAUCGAAAGGUACUACAACAUGAUAGUCCAAGCAAUUUAACAUUAAAUCAGGCAAGGAAUGGAGGACGACAACCUAACCCAUCAGAUUUGAGUCGUAAUGAUCGAUCUCAAGUUGGCUGUCGUGAGCUUAGAUCAACCAAGUACAUUUCUGAUGGCUUGUGUACUAGUAUUAAUCCAGUGAAGGAGUUAGUGUGUGCUGGGGAGUGCUUACCUGUGCCUGUUCUUCCCAACUGGAUUGGAGGUUAUGGUCGAAAAUACUGGAGCAGGAGGAAUGCACAAGAGUGGCGCUGUGUGACAGACAAGACUCGUACUGAGAGGAUUCAGCUUCAGUGCCAGAAUGGUGGGACACGAACCUACAAAAUCACAGUAGUUAUUUCAUGCAAGUGCAAGAGAUACACACGACGGCACAAUGAAUCAAGCAAUACCAAUAUUGAGGAGGCACUGCCCACAAACAAGAGAAGAUUCCGAGGCAAAAAAAGAUCCCGGAAGAUUCAGCAAGAGGAGACCAAGCAUAAAGCAAAUUGGCAUGAAGUGGAAGAGAAACAGUGAUUUUCCUUGUUGCCAUACGAACUGUACUGCGCAAAAGUGGGCUUCCUUUGUUCGUGUUCUGCAUUUAUUGAAAUAAGCUUACUCCAUAUGUGUUAGGUAUCAUUAAUUAAAGAAGAAGUAAAAUUAUGGUCCAUCAGAUGCGUAUAAUUGAUCAGGACUCCUGGAUUAAAACAUAUAUACUCAGGAACCUGGCUACAUUAAUGUUUUCAAUAGCAUUCCUUACCGUGCACCUUUUGCUUAAAUAUAACUUCAAAGAAAAGACAUUGACACCACUUUCAAAUGCGUAAUAGAACAAAAGUACAAUAAAUGGCUGUAGAACAAUUAAGUUAUUCAACAAUGAUUAAAAUUAUUACAGUUUCCCACUGGUUGAAUAAAUCAAACUAAGAAUUAUUUUGUUUCCAAUAAUUCUGUUGAAUUGCAUUUUCAUCAGAUAAAUUGGUGACAAUUUAUGUAUAUAGAUAUUUUUGGAUAAAGAUCUAAUCUGCAUGGGAUACCAUAUAAGAAAUUAAAUAUGUUGACCUCAAACAUUUCUAAAUGUACAUUUAUCUUUAAUGCAAUAGAUAGUGUGAAGUAAAUACAUCUGAUCAGUGAUAUUGGUUCAACUUAUUCAAGCCACACCUUCUCAAUAGAAAGUUGUACUCAUUUCUGUUCGCUCUGUUGAAAUAAAGUCCAUUAGUAUCAAAACUAUCAAGCCCUCAACUCUUAAUGAAAAAAUAUCCAAAGGUUCAUUUAAUGGAUGGGAUCUAUGAAACAUGACACUUAUUAAAUCUGAUGACAAGAUCUUUAUUUCAGCCUUUGAAAGAACAUUUGUUGUCUAUUUAUUUUUUUCAAUGUAGAUAUUUAAUAAACAGUUUCAUUUGGCUUUAGAAAAUUACUCAGCAUAAGUUUUUAUUUCUGGUUUUAUUAUGUGUCUGCAAGUAUUUUCAGGUUCUGCAUUAGGAGACCAGAACAAAAAUGCAAAUAACAAUGUACAUUUUGUACAGCUAAUAGCAUUUUGGCUCUUCAAAUUUUCCAGCUUUAUUUUGUGCUUUUUUUUUGCUGCAGAGUUUGAAGAGUAUGAGAAACUCUAAACUUAGCUUUACUUAAAUAAUAAAUGGAAUGCAAAAGAUUAUCUUCUGUAGACAUCCACUAGUCUGGUUUUUUUGUCUUUUAAUGUCUUCCACAGAGUAAUGUACAUUUUCACAAGAGUAAAAUUAUAGAAAAUAAAUCAGUGAAGUCA